This is a messenger RNA of Saccostrea cuccullata (small rock oyster), 2201 nucleotides long. Its product is annotated as cysteine desulfurase-like. Gene Ontology annotation, cellular component: cytosol; mitochondrion; nucleus. Gene Ontology annotation, biological process: [2Fe-2S] cluster assembly. NCBI's taxonomy places the organism in Eukaryota, Metazoa, Mollusca, Bivalvia, Ostreida, Ostreidae. Bases 2 to 1405 code for a protein of 467 amino acids. The record is from RefSeq and is a predicted model, not a curated record. Gene Ontology annotation, molecular function: cysteine desulfurase activity; pyridoxal phosphate binding. The transcript has 13 exons.
AAUGGCUCACACGUCAAAAAUUUUCCCUGUUGUAUUUCGCAGAUGCAUUGCUCAGGUUCCACGACAGCUACAGACAUGCACAGCAGUUCGGAAGAUUCAUCUGGACAGGGAAAUGGCUUCUGCAGCGACUGCCGCAGCAGUGAAACCAAGGAUUCCACACUUGGAAGAGGAGAGAAAAGAUAUGCCAGAGAGAAAUAUGAAGCCGCUGUAUCUGGAUGCCCAGGCAACUACUCCACUGGACCCUAGAGUUCUUGAUGCUAUGCUUCCAUACUUUGUGACUCUAUAUGGAAACCCCCAUUCCCGGACACAUGCCUAUGGGUGGGAGAGUGAGGCUGCCGUGGAACAUGCCAGGAAGCAAGUAGCCACAUUAAUUGGUGCAGAUCCAAGGGAGAUAAUCUUUACAAGUGGUGCCACAGAGUCAAACAAUAUAGCUGUGAAAGGCUGUGCUCGAUUCUACAAGGCUAAGAAAAACCAUGUUAUCACUACACAAACAGAACACAAGUGUGUGCUGGAUUCCUGCAGAGCUUUAGAGGCUGAGGGAUUUAAAGUGACUUAUCUACCUGUCCAGAAAAAUGGAUUGAUAGAUCUGAAGGCCCUGGAGAAUUCAAUGAGUGAUGACACAGUGCUGGUGUCUGUCAUGGCUGUCAACAAUGAAAUUGGUGUGGAACAACCCAUCACAGAAAUUGGUGAAAUGUGCAGAUCCAGAAAGAUCUUUUUUCACACAGAUGCUGCACAAGCGGUGGGCAAAAUUCCACUGGAUGUCAACGCCAUGAAGAUUGACAUGAUGUCAAUCAGUGGCCACAAGGUGUAUGGACCUAAAGGUGUUGGGGCUCUGUAUGUCAGAAGACGUCCUCGUGUCAGGAUUGAUGCACCCCAGAGUGGAGGGGGUCAGGAGAGAGGGAUGAGAAGUGGCACUGUCCCCACCCCCUUAGUUGUGGGACUAGGGGCAGCCUGUGAAGUAGCAAUGCAGGAGAUGGAGUAUGACCAUGCUCGCAUCAAGUACCUCUCAGAUAGACUAAUCAACAAGCUUCAGUCAGCAUUACCAAUGGUGAUCAGAAAUGGAGACCCCGAUAAAUCUUACCCAGGUUGCAUCAAUCUAUCUUUUGCUUUUGUGGAGGGAGAGAGUUUAUUAAUGGCUCUCAAGGACAUUGCGUUAUCAUCUGGAAGUGCCUGUACCUCUGCAUCUUUAGAACCAUCUUAUGUGCUGAGAGCAGUUGGAGCAGAUGAAGAUUUGGCACAUUCUUCUAUCAGGUUUGGAAUUGGACGUUUCACAACAGAAGCUGAGGUAGAUUAUACAGCAGAUAAGUGUAUAGAGCAUGUCACCAGGUUAAGGGAAAUGAGUCCUCUGUGGGAGAUGGCCCAGGAAGGCAUUGACCUGAAAUCAAUCCAGUGGUCUCAGCACUGACCGUGAUAUGACCAGUGGUCUAAGAACACCGACCAUGAAAAUCUCUAACCUUCUUGUUUAGUGUGUUUAAAUGCCACCAGUCUGUGAUGUCUGCAGUCUUUGCCAAUUUUAGAAUGCAGUCUAAAUGUUGUGGAAAUUUACUCAAACAAGCUUUAAUGUUGCAUUUGAAUUAUAUUCGAAUAGGCUGGGUGAAAUAAUGAUGUGAACCUGAGCAUGCAUUUCUUUGGUGUCUAAUUGUAAUUGCUGACUUAGUUUCUACAAAAGAUUGUAAAUUUUUGUGUGUAAAUCUGUUAGAUUGCUUUAAAAUACAUGUUCGUGUAUUUCAUAAAAUAUAAUGUCAGCAGUCUUCCCUCAAAACUAAAAUAUACAUGUACAUAUACACUACAGAUAUGUUUAGAUAGUGCAUAGACCACAGUAAGCACAUUUACAUUUGGUAUUGAUUUCACUUGUGUAAUAAUUGUGUAUUAUUUGAAAAGAAUUGGUUGUGUGUUUUCUGAAGUGUGAAUGUGUUAUUUGUAUGUGAUAUUUGAAACCGGUCAAGCAUAGGAAGCACAUAGAAAUGUACACGAAUGACUCAAAUUCAGGACCGUGUGUAAUGUUUGGAAAAAGAGAUUUUUUUCUGUUAAUUUAAUGCCCAUGCUGCUGUUGAUAUUAAUGAAAAAAAAAAAAAGAAUUAUUUUGACAAACGAAUUUAAAAUUAUUUAUUGUGUGCUUUAUACUGUUCAUCUAUUAUCCAGUAUUACUUGCAUCGUUGUAUAAUUCCUUGGAUCACCAAUAAAGAACUGGUAAUAUUUAC